Messenger RNA from Mangifera indica (mango), 2126 nucleotides. Its product is annotated as histone deacetylase 19-like. NCBI's taxonomy places the organism in Eukaryota, Viridiplantae, Streptophyta, Magnoliopsida, Sapindales, Anacardiaceae. Gene Ontology annotation, molecular function: histone deacetylase activity. The coding region runs from base 249 to 1688 and encodes 479 amino acids. The transcript is spliced from 8 exons. The record is from RefSeq and is a predicted model, not a curated record.
CAAACCGCGGGUGGGAAAUAUUCAGUUGGCCGAUUUUAAAAGCCAAUCAUCUGUAAGUCCUUUCGGAUAGAGUUUGUAUAAAGUAUUAUUUAAAGCAUAAAAGAGAGAUAUUUAAGUGUGAUCUUCGUUUAGAUUGUUUGAAAAAGAAGAAAGAAGUAGAGAAAUCGGCCGCUUUACGUUUGCUUAUGAAUAUUGGGCAGGUACACUACACAGACGAACCCAUAUUUUUCUUCUUCUCUUUUCGAUAGAUGAUGGACAGUGGAGGCUAUUCUUUACCCUCCGGGGCUGAUGGGGUUAAGAGAAAGGUGUGUUAUUUCUAUGAUCCAGAGGUGGGAAAUUACUAUUAUGGACAGGGUCACCCUAUGAAGCCACAUCGCAUUCGGAUGACUCAUGCCCUUCUCGCCCACUAUGGUUUGCUUCAGCGUAUGCAGGUCCUCAAGCCUUUUCCUGCCCGAGAUAGAGAUCUUUGUCGCUUCCAUGCUGAUGAUUACGUCUCUUUCCUCAGGAGUAUUACGCCUGAAACUCAGCAGGAUCACCUCCGCCAACUCAAGCGCUUUAACGUUGGUGAAGAUUGCCCUGUCUUUGAUGGACUUUACUCCUUUUGCCAAAUUUCUGCUGGCGGCUCUGUUGGUGGUGCCGUCAAGUUGAACCAUGGGCUCUGUGAUAUUGCUGUCAAUUGGGCUGGUGGCCUGCAUCACGCUAAGAAAUAUGAAGCUUCUGGCUUUUGCUAUGUCAAUGAUAUUGUCUUGGCCAUUUUGGAGCUACUUAAACAGCAUGAGCGUGUUUUAUAUGUGGAUAUUGAUAUCCAUCAUGGAGAUGGUGUGGAGGAGGCCUUUUAUACAACUGAUAGGGUAAUGACUGUUUCAUUCCACAAGUUUGGAGACUAUUUUCCUGGUACAGGAGACAUACGUGAUAUUGGUUAUGGAAAAGGAAAGUACUAUGCUCUAAAUGUUCCAUUGGAUGAUGGUAUUGAUGAUGAAAGCUAUCAAUACUUGUUCAAACCGAUACUUGGAAAAGUGAUGGAAGUUUUUAGGCCCGGUGCUGUGGUUCUCCAAUGUGGUGCUGACUCACUGUCUGGGGAUAGGUUAGGAUGCUUCAAUCUUUCAGUCAAAGGUCAUGCAGAAUGUGUCAAAUUUAUGAGAUCUUUCAAUGUGCCACUAUUGUUGUUAGGAGGUGGUGGUUAUACUAUUCGCAAUGUUGCUCGUUGCUGGUGCUAUGAGACUGUAGUUGCACUUGGUAUGGAAGUUGAGGACAAGAUGCCACUAAAUGAGUAUUACGAGUAUUUUGGUCCAGACUAUACUCUUCAUGUUGCUCCCAGUAACAUGGAGAAUAAGAAUUCAAAACAGUUACUCGAGGAAAUAAGAAGAAAGCUUCUUGAUCAUCUCUCAAAGAUUCAGCAUGCACCCAGUGUCCAGUUUCAGGAAAGACCACCUGACACUGAAAUUCCAGAGGCAGACGAAGAUCAAGAUGAUCCAGAUGAGAGGUGUGAUCCAGAUUCUGAUAUGGAAGUUGAUGAUGAACGAAAACCUCUACUGAAUAGCAUAAAGAGAGAAACGGUUGAACCUGAGCCAAAAGAUCUGGAGGGCUAUAAAGGAAGUGCUGAGAAUGCCAGAGGCUUUGAUACACAUGCUGAUGAAACUGCAAACACAGGUAUUGGAUACGAGUUUGAUGCGAUGAAGCAAGUGUAGAAGUAGAGCAAGAAAAACAUAAACAAGGCAUCUGAUCACAUGUUCCCAAAAUCACAAGCAAAACCCAGCUAAACAUCAACCAUUCAACGGUAAUGUGUUGUUGCAGAAGCUAUUGCUUUUGGCCGAAGAUGUAGAUACGUCAUUCUGAAUGAAUCAAAAUGUGUACUGGUCCUGCAAAUAUGAGUACUUAUCCAAAUGUGGCUUCCUUGAAGUCAUGUAGCUUGCUCUGUGAUGAGUUAUUAAAGCACAAACGGGGCCUUAAUUUAACUGAAAUAGCUGGAGGUUUUUCUCUGUGACUUGGGCACAACUCUCGUCUGUUAAUGCAGUGGUCUGCUUCAGUAUUACAGUUUUGUAUUAACUUUCUGUCCCAGGAUCUUACUUUAUCAUUGCAUUGGCGCUUACUAAUGGUAUAGCGUGUUCUCUCUCUUUUCCCAUUCA